Messenger RNA from Danaus chrysippus (African queen), 324 nucleotides. Lineage: Eukaryota; Metazoa; Arthropoda; Insecta; Lepidoptera; Nymphalidae. The record is from the annotation of a GenBank genome assembly.
AUGGCUGUUUACAAAAUCUGUGCAUUUUUUGCAAUAAUUUGUGCUGUAAGUAAUGCACAAAGGCCAUUUUACGCUGGUUUGAGACCAAUUGGAUAUCCAGAAGUGGAAUCAAAUGUGCUCACAAACAGAUUCGGAGAAGAUGCUGAUCUUCCCAUAGAAGCUAAAGGAGAUGGAAAUUUAAUUAAUAGAUUUAACCAGAUGCCCGUAGACAACAGGCCUUUUUGGUACCUGAACUGGCGCCAAUAUGAUGCAUUAAGAAGAAACCCACAGACCUACCCACAAAGGCCAAAUGGAUUUGUAGAUAGAAAUACGUUUAGAAGAUAG